Scylla paramamosain (green mud crab) is the source of this 2154-nucleotide messenger RNA. RefSeq lists its product as uncharacterized. The record is from RefSeq and is a predicted model, not a curated record. NCBI's taxonomy places the organism in Eukaryota, Metazoa, Arthropoda, Malacostraca, Decapoda, Portunidae. The transcript is spliced from 2 exons. The coding region runs from base 1 to 2154 and encodes 717 amino acids. Gene Ontology annotation, molecular function: zinc ion binding; nucleic acid binding.
AUGGCUAAGUUGCUUAAGCCAUGCCGACUGGACACGGAUCCCAGCUCUCCCACGGCGGCCAAGGAGUGGAAACACUGGCACCGCACGUUUCAAAACUUCAUUGAGGAGAGUGGAGAGGCCGCAACUAACAAGCUGAGGGCUCUAGUGAACUGUGUAUCCCCGAGUGUGUAUGAACUCAUCGAAGACUGUGUUUCAUAUGAAAGUGCCGUUGCAAAACUGGAGAGUGUUUACCGCCUGCUAGAAAAUAAGUCCUUGAAUCUUGAGGCGGCAUACAGUCAAGCCCGUACAUUGGACCUUGCCCAGCGGAAUGCUGAUGCAUACACGUCUUCCUUGCCUGUUCCUCAUGCUGCUGCUUUAGUUCCAGGACAGCAGGAACUGCCCAGUGAUGACCAACAACAGCAGUCAACGAAAGAAGGGGGAGAAAGAAGACCACCUGUGGACUUGACUGUCGCUGCUGCACACGUAUCUAAGAAGAAAUGCUAUUUUUGUGGUAAUGCAUUCCACAUUACAGGUAGGGCUAGUUGUCCUGCACGUUCUGUUACAUGCAACAACUGUGGUAAAGCGGGUCAUUUUGCCAAAGUCUGCAGAUCCAAGGCUAAGGCUUAUGAUAGUACUACCGCCACACUGUAUAAUUCCACUCUGCUCACACUUGCUGCCACUUUUCCAAAGAAUCUUUCACAUGCAGCUAUAGACAUCACUGUCAAUGGUCAUUCAUUGAAGGCACUAAUCGACUCAUGCAGUUCGGAUAGCUUCAUAAGUGAGAAAGUGGCACAUAAAUUAAAGCUGACAGAAGUUCCGGCAAGCAAGGAGAUUUCAAUGGCGUCAGCAUCUUUAAAUACUAGCUCCCCAGGGUAUGUUACAGUAGACUUGGGUCAUGUUGAUCAAAAUUACUCAUGUGUUCAGCUAGGAGUCUUAAAGGAUUUAUGUUGUGAUGUGAUCUUGGGUCAUGAUUUUCAAAAACAACACAAGAGUGUAACUUUUCAGUAUGGGGGAAAUAAGCCAAGUUUAAGGGUAACUAGUAACUGUGCAUUGGCAACAGCUGAUAUCGAGGAGCCUUCACUGUUUCCGAACUUGCCUCAACAAUGUAAACCAAUUGCAGUUAAAUCCAGACACUAUUGUAAAGAUGACCAGUUAUUUAUAAAUUACCAGAUAUCACGCUUGCUGUCUGAAGGCGUCAUUGAGCCAAGCAUAUCCCCAUGGAGAGCACAGGUCGUAGUUGUGAAAGAUCCACUUGACAGGCACAAAAAGAGACUUUGUAUUGAUUAUUCUCAAACCAUCAACCAAUACACAGAACUAGAUGCAUAUCCUCUCCCGAGGAUAGAGGACAUGGUACAUAAUCUUGCAAAAUACAAGGUGUUUUCUACGUUUGACUUGAAGAGUGCAUACCACCAAAUCAGCAUUAAAGAGAGUGAGAGGAAGUAUACUGCUUUUGAGGGUGCAGGAAAACUGUAUCAGUUUUGUAGGGUUCCAUUUGGUGUCACUAAUGGAGUAGCUGUAUUUCAGAGAGCUAUGGAUAAAUUAGUUGAAGAUGAGGAUCUUAAAGAUACUUUCCCAUAUCUCGAUAAUAUUACUGUAGCUGGAUCAACUCAGGAUGAGCAUGAUGAAAAUGUUAAGAAGUUCUUGGAGGUUGUUCGAAAACGGAAGCUCACCCUCAAUGAAUCUAAAUCAGUUAUGUCUGUGCCUAUAAUCAAUGUUCUCGGGUAUUGUGUUGGUGAUAAUGUCAUAAAGCCUGAUCCUGACAGAUUACGUCCCCUUCAAGAAUUACCACCUCCUACCAAUAUGAGGUCUUUGCGAAGAGUUCAAGGGUUGUUUGCAUAUUAUGCUAAAUGGAUCCCUGGCUUCUCUGAUAAAAUCCAACCUUUGAUAAACACGAAAACUUUUCCGCUGAGUGAAUCAGCACUAACUGCCUUUAACUCCUUGAAAAAGCAGCUUAUAGAUGCUUCUCUAAGAUCUGUGGAUGAGAGCCUACCUUUUGUUGUGGAGUGUGAUGCUUCGGAGGUCGCUAUCUCAGCAGUCUUAAACCAGGGUGGCCGGCCAGUAGCUUUUAUGUCAAGAACGCUUCAGGAUAGUGAGCUGCAUUAUCCUGCUGUAGAAAAGGAGGCUACAGCUAUUAUUGAAGCAGUUCGCAAGUGGAGUCAUUUCUUAGCUAGAUGA